This is a messenger RNA of Scatophagus argus, 3194 nucleotides long. It is a transcript of the gene csf1b, whose product is annotated as colony stimulating factor 1b (macrophage). The transcript is spliced from 6 exons. The record is from RefSeq and is a predicted model, not a curated record. Gene Ontology annotation, cellular component: membrane. Gene Ontology annotation, molecular function: cytokine activity; growth factor activity. Bases 186 to 890 code for a protein of 234 amino acids. NCBI's taxonomy places the organism in Eukaryota, Metazoa, Chordata, Actinopteri, Scatophagidae.
UCGCUCUGUGCAGGAGGCGUACACGAGACAAUACACUGAAGAACAGCACCACAUGACAAAGUGUCAAAUUUACUUAACAGCAGAUUCCUUUCUGUGGAGUGGAACUGAGUAUAUGAAAAGGAUCUCUUUGCUUCAAUGUGUGUGACAGAGGAGUCUGGUGUUUUCCAUUGUCAAACACGUACCAGAUGACCAUCCUUGUGUCAACCCUGAUUCAGAGCAAAGCUAAGUUGCAGGUAAAGUGUCUGUGCGUGCUUAUAUUCCUGAGCUUCCCUCUAGCUAUGACUGAGGUCCCUGGUCCAUGUAGACACUCCAUCACAAAGGAGCACUUGCUGACAGUCAGGCAUCUGAUGGAUAACCAGUUGAGAAGUGGGUGCUCGAUAACUUACACAUUCAUUGAACGGAGAAGUUUGAGCAAAUGUUGCUUUGUAAAAGCCGCAUUCCCCUGGAUCCUCGAGCUCCUCACCACCCACUUCAAAUAUAGUCGGGGCUCAGUCAAUGAUGGCUACGUUCAAUCCCUGAGAGCGCUCAUCCUCAACAUCUACUCUCAGAAAUGUGUGCCUCAGAUUAAUGAAGAGGUUGAGGACAAGCCAGAGAGUUUUGAAAUACUCUACAGAGGGUCUCCUUCUGAGGCACUGCAGAGGGUUUCAGAGGUGCUGUCUGUUUACUGGGAGUUGGUGACGAUGAGCGAUGUACCCAUCAACUGGAGAUGCCAGCAUGAGUACAUAGAAACCUUUGGCUCUACCACAGAGCUAUCCACAGAGUCAUCCUUGCAAGAUUUUACAGUUAUGUUAGGAACUCAGCAAAGGCCUCACACAGAAGUCCAGUCAAAGACAUGUACAAGUUCAGCUUCAUCAUCAUCAUCGCCUCUGUCUGCGGAGGACUGCUGUUGAUAAUUACUCUCUACUGUCUCAUUACACAAAAGGUAUCAGUGCUUCCGCUUUGUUCCUAAAUCCCAUGUACCCUGAUAGAGUCUAGCCAUGCAUUCCAGUCAUAUUGUAAUAAAACAAAACUUGGCAGCAUUUGUCUGUGCUCUCCAGGCCAGAAGGACCAGCUCUCCCUUCCGGGUAAUUACUGAGCAUAACAAAACAAGCAGGAGGCUGGACUUGCUACUUAGAACAGAAGUACUAUUUUGCAGCAGCACAUGAACUGCAGUCUGCAAAUGCUUUUGGGCACCAGCUAUUAGCUAUUAUUUCAGAUAAUGCAAUGUGCAGUUCAGAUCUGCAGUCGUCUUCAUGUUCUGUCUUCAUCAUCUACACAUAAUAUUAUUUAUUCCUAAAAUGUGACAUAACGAAAGAUUUAAACAACUUUAAAUUGUUUAACAGGAUUAACCCCGCAGGAGUUGCAGUGCCUUAAUGGCUUAUUAAAAACACAGUGCCGCCAAAAAGUAUUAAGAGCUUAAGAACACAAUAAAGUAAGGGCCCUGAAACAGCACCAGGUGCAGUUUAUUGCUGGUAAAAACACAGAUUUUCUAGAAAGCACUAAUGUCCUUAAAGGGCUGCUUACAAAAGAGACACAUGAGUGCGUUGAAGGAGAGGAGCAAAAGCAUUUCAGAAUAGUGUAAAAGUUAAUGGUGAACAAAGAAGAGUUUGUAAUUAGUGUUUACUUUGUGAGGUUAAGGAACUGGUAAGCUAUGUUUUAUUGAUUCUUGUAGAGAAAAGUAUGCUCUACAUCAGGCACAGACAUAUAUAUGUAGGGGCAUUGAACAGCCACAGUAAAGUGCUGGGGACUCUGUCUAACUCUGAUUCUGAGGCCAGAGCUUUGAUCAGCAUGUGUUUGGUGUGAGAUGUGAAUUUAGUACCUGCAUGAACAUGCAAACUGCACGUGCAAAGUUGUGCUUAGUUCUUUCACAUAUGUGUGCUAUGUGGAAUGCAAGGAUGAUUUUGAUCACAAGGAAGGCAGGAGAUGGGUUUUCAUUGUCAUACUACACCAGAACUGGAUGAUUAAGUUAGUGACCUUCAGCAUUAAAUCACAUUAGAGCUGAUUCUUCUCAGUAUAAUGCUGUUUAUUCGGCUAAUAACAUUAUACAUUCUCCAUUCUGAAUACAUUCCUUGAUGAUUAUGGCUUAAAUCAGACUCUAGAUGGACAUUUAAGUUUUCCACUGGCCGGCAAUCAGUGAAAGACCAACCAGUGAUCGGUAGACAAACUUGGAAUAUGCACCAGAUAGAGAGGCAACUCUGGACAUCAGUGAGUCUCAGGGUUUUGGACAAAUUUUGUUGUUGGAUUAUUUACACGAGGAAGGUAGAGAGCUGCAUCUGCUUCCUGUCAUGAACUGAUCUUGACUGGAUAACAAGAAAAAUUUAAAAAAAAAACAAAAUAACAAGACGAGACAGCUUUAAGGAAGUAUUACUUGUUUAUAGCCCUAAUUAAAAUGACUGCAUAAAGUGACAUGAUGUCAGCAGCAGAAUAAGAGGGUGCUGCGUGUUUAAAUUCACAAAUAUAUAUAUAGGGGGUGAUCGAAAUAUGAGUGGAAUACCAUUCUUGGCCUGCUGACAGUAAUUUCUUCUGUAACUUUAACUUGUGUCUUGCGCUCACUCUGUUUCCUGUCUUUCCUGGUUUUUUGCCACGGUGUGUGUGUGUGUGUGUGGAAAUAUCAUCCUUUCAACUGCUGCUGAAUUCUCUCAGACUUUAACUGACAACAUCCAAUGUGCUCAGUAGGAAUGUGAAGCCACAAGAGGAUGCUAAGCAUUAAAAUGCUCCAUGAGAAAGUGGGCAACCUUCUGGAAAUCAUUUCAAAACUUGCUGCUGCCUUUAGUUUUUUGCCGUAAAGCCUGCCUUAGUAAACUAUAAUAAUAGCUAUCAGCUGAAUAAGCUGUGUAAUUGCAAUAUGAAGCAGCAGCUAAUACGUGCAAAAAGAAAUCUUACAAAGUCAGACAAAGCAGCAUUUAUCUUCACUCAGUGCAUGUGCAGUGAUAGAUGGUCAUGCAUAUUCCAGGUUUUUAGUGUUUAGAUUGCAUCAAGCUGAGCCCUGUGAGACUUUACAGUUAUAACAUGAAUGUAAAUCUGUGAACUGUCUUUGACACACAAGCUUUUUUAAACGACCUGGAAUUCCCAUCACUGCUGCACAGUUUCCACACAGUGGGAAGCAGACUAACUGAAAAUCCAGACCAAAAAACGUCAAAACAUAGAUUGAUUUUGACCGGGAUCCUUUUGAAUCUGACCUGUAACCAACUUUGGGUGAGGACCUGCCAGUCAAA